This is a messenger RNA of Symbiodinium sp. CCMP2592, 564 nucleotides long. Lineage: Eukaryota; Dinophyceae; Suessiales; Symbiodiniaceae. The record is from the annotation of a GenBank genome assembly.
AUGUGUACCAUGCACAAGCUGGGCCUUCAGAUUUGGCCCUCACCCGACGUGAUGGUGCUCAUGAGCACGAAGGGCACACUUUACAAGGUUGCCAUGUUGAGCACUGCUCUGGAGGACGCGCUUGCAUACUGCACGGUCGAGGAGUUUAUGGUUGGCUUCAAGACAGUCCCUGGCUUUCCAGACGUGCGUCAUCAGGCAGAACAGGUGCUCGUCAAACGAGGCCGCCUGGAUCAUCGAGCUGAGCCAUUGCCGCACAUCCGUCGUGAUGGGGUGGCCAUUUUGAGCAUGUGUUUGAGGAGGACAAAGGCAGAACACAUUCGCGUACUACAUGGUAGAGGAGUUUGCAGCUGGCUUCAAGAAGAGGCUGGCUUUGCAGCUUCGCGGCAUCAAGCAGACCAGAGGCUCGUCAGGCGAGGGCGACUGGAAUAUCAAACGGAAACCUGGCAACCACUGCAAGUCUUACAGAGAGGGGUGAGGCACAGACGACGAGUUGUUCGAUCUGAUGACCCUGAUUCCGCGUUCCUGCAGUGUUCUGAGUACGCGAGUGAUGCACUUUCUAUUUGA